AUGUCUUCCACCACGAACGUCCUCAUCACCGGCGCCGGCCGCGGUCUCGGCCGUGGAUUCCUGACAACGUUCCUCGCUCGCCCCAACCACAUCGUCAUCGGCAGUAUCCGCGACCUCGACUCCACCACAGCUCAGGACCUGCGGGCCAUCACUCCGGCCUCGGGCUCGCGCCUCAUCCUCGUCAAGAUCGAAGCCACCUCGACGACGGACCCCGCCGACGCCAUCCGCCAGAUCGAGGCCGAGGGCGUCAGCAAGCUCGACGUCGUCAUCGCCAACUCGGGCAUCACGGGUACCCAGGGCGGUCUCGAGACGGUUGACCCAGCCGACUUCCAGCAUGUCCUGCUCGUCAACGCCGUCGCGCCCACGGCUCUCUUCAACGCCGCGCAGCCGCUGUUCGACAAGGCCGAGAACCCCAAGUGGGUGUCCAUCUCGACGCUCAUGGCCACCAUCAACGGUCUCGAGAAAACGGCGGCGUGGCCGUCGGUUCCCUACAGUGCUUCCAAGGCGGCGCUCAACUUCAUCACAAAGUCGAUCCACAUCUGGCGCUCCAACAUUACUGCCAUCUCGGUGCACCCCGGAUUCGUCGCCACCGACAUGGGCAAGUCUGGAAUCAAAUUCUACAACCUGCCGGAGGAGGCCGCCAUCAGCGCCGAGGACAGCGUCAGUGGUGUGACGAAGCUUAUUGACUAUGCCACGAGGGCCGAACACUCGGGUAAGUUCAUCAGCUACGACGGGUCCUUCCUCGAGUGGUGA
Molecule: messenger RNA, 753 nt
Organism: Verticillium dahliae VdLs.17
Lineage: Eukaryota; Fungi; Ascomycota; Sordariomycetes; Glomerellales; Plectosphaerellaceae
Product: aflatoxin biosynthesis ketoreductase nor-1
Exons: 4
Coding region: 1-753 (250 amino acids)
Molecular function (GO): oxidoreductase activity
Source: RefSeq, a predicted model, not a curated record